AUGCCUCCCCUAAUGGGAAACCCCAAUCAUGCAAUCGCCUCCAAUUUUCAAUUAUUAGAGCAUCAAGCAGCAGCAAUCCUAGCUAACCUAUGGCACAUCCAAAAUGAAGCUGACAAGCAAGCAGAAGCCCAGCGCAGAGAAGAAGCCAAAGAAGAAGCCCAACGCCAACAAAUGCUAAGGGAAGAACAAGAGGCUGCAAUUCAAGAGGAACACAAGAAGAAUAAAGCCAAGUACACCCCAAUCAAAGACAUUAAUGUUCCUUCCAACCCCAUCAUCCUCCCAUGUCAAUAUGCUGUCCGGAAAAUGAAAUCAGGCAACUACUGCGAACUAUUCUACUUCACAAACAGUGGUCUAGAAGAGGCCUCCCGCUCCACCUUCACAGCUGAUGAAGAUGCUUUAGUGAUGCUACCCACUUCAGACGGUCUAAAUAAAUGGAUCCCAGCCGCCGCUGCCAGGGAUCCCAAAGCUCAAAUCAUCAAGGACGAGAACCUGACCUGGGAGCAGUUUAAUGAGGCAGCCCCGCACAUGAACCAACAUGUUCAUCUCCUUCUGGUCCGUGCUGCAGAACCACAGAUGGGGCCAUGA
Suillus subalutaceus is the source of this 585-nucleotide messenger RNA. RefSeq lists its product as uncharacterized. NCBI's taxonomy places the organism in Eukaryota, Fungi, Basidiomycota, Agaricomycetes, Boletales, Suillaceae. The transcript has 4 exons. Bases 1 to 585 code for a protein of 194 amino acids. The record is from RefSeq and is a predicted model, not a curated record.